UCUACAGUCAUGACGCGAAUAGAACGUUAACGCAACAAUCACAUCAAGUGUGGUUUAGAUCUCACUUCUGGCUUCAUUACCUGAACGCACAGUGAAUUCAGCGCAAAACUAUACUGUUGACACAAGAGUCAGAACUCGUUUUGUAAACUGCCACUGGAAUGACAGGGAUAAAGAUAAAGGAAUGCAAGCCCUUAAAUAUUAACAGUCAUGUCACGACGAAGCCCUCGGCUGGAGGACUCAGGAUACUACGGCAUUGACAGAGAACCGUUAAUUUCUUAUAGGGAAACCCUGCACAGGAUUUUCAGAAGGCGUAAGAUUAAUCGCCAUAUUCAGCCUGAAGCAAUAGAGACUAGCAACAAUAGGAAUGGCAACAGACACUUUAUAUUCCUCAUACUCCCCCUGUGUUUUGGAUUAGCAUACUCAAUUAUUACACUGAACAGCAACUUCCUGAAUCCAGGAGUUUUGGAAUCACCCAUCUCACCUAUAAUCAAUACGAAGGACCCAACUGCACGAUGCAAGGAGAUGGAGGAGCGAGUGAGAGAGCUGCAGAACGAACUGCUGAGGUUAAAGCAGGAGAUUAAUUCUCAUUUUCUAACAGCAGACAGUUUACCCAACUUUGCUCUACAAUCGCUAGGAGCAAAAGUUGUACUCCAUCUCUCAUCUGAAGCGCACCAGACUAAAGAGACAUUCACAACAAUCCUCGGAAUACCUUUAAUGCGACCACCCGUUCACCAAAGGACUGUUAUUCAGGGACACUCACCUCUUCCAGGUCGCUGCUGGGCAUUUGCAGGUGGGAAGGGUCACUUGCUCAUCACACUCUCCCACCGAGUCACCAUCAGUCAUGUGACACUGGAACACAUUUCAAAGAAUGUGACCCCAACUGGCACCAUCACCAGUGCCCCCAAGGAGUUUACCAUCUAUGGAAUGGAGAAUUUAGAUGACAAGGGAACCCAUCUUGGAACUUUUCUUUAUGAUCAGAAUGGGGAUCCAGUUCAGACUUUCAAAACAUCUGAUAACAAACAAGGUUUCUUUAACUAUAUAAAGCUGCAAGUUGAGAGCAACUGGGGCCAUCCUGUCUACUCCUGUCUGUACGGCUUCAGGGUCCAUGGAAAGCUGGCAGAGUGAGCCGAAAUGCAAUAAACGAUAACUGCACUUACUGUAAAUAAUGCAUCAAUGUUUUGAUUUCAGAGCUCACGCUUUUCAUAAAAAAUUAUUUAUGAAAUAUUUACCUGUGGCUUUGAUUCCAGUGGUUUAUAGAUCAAACCAUAACACAUGCUGUG
This is a messenger RNA of Seriola aureovittata, 1280 nucleotides long. RefSeq names its product SUN domain-containing protein 2-like. The record is from RefSeq and is a predicted model, not a curated record. The transcript has 9 exons. Gene Ontology annotation, biological process: nuclear envelope organization. The coding region runs from base 208 to 1125 and encodes 305 amino acids. Gene Ontology annotation, cellular component: nuclear envelope; meiotic nuclear membrane microtubule tethering complex. Lineage: Eukaryota; Metazoa; Chordata; Actinopteri; Carangiformes; Carangidae. Gene Ontology annotation, molecular function: protein-membrane adaptor activity.